AUGAGGAUGGACCAUGAUGAUGUUGCUUGGGAUCGAUGUGAUGAGGUACUCGAAGAGUUCAAGGCAAAGGCCUCAACUCCUGAUGUUCUACGGGCAGUUACCGAGUUCAUGAAAAGCCAUCGACCCAAUACGAAAGCGACUGACCGCGCCCGAAUUGCAGGCAUGGGAGCAUUCAACUUGUGUUUCCGGAUGGAAUUCGAGGACGGCUUUGCCUCUCUGCUACGCUUUCCUUGCCAUGGACAUGUCGCUUUUCCAGAAGAAAAGGUCCGAAACGAAGUCGCGAUUCCUGUUCCUAGUGUCAUCAGUUACGGCAUGAAAGAAGGCGAGAGCCCUGGCAGUCUGGGGCCUUUUAUCUUGAUGGAGUACAUUGCAAACGCUUCUAAUCUCACAACACAAUUACGAGCUCCAGGCUAUCAAAGAAGCGAUCGUCCGUUCCUGGAUCCUAAUAUCGAGGAGUCCAAGCUCGAGUUCUUCUACGGCCAAAUAGCCGAUAUCCUCUUGGAGCUCUCCAAGCCCUCCUUUGAGCGAAUCGGUUCCAUGGCAAUUGAUACGUGGGCUACCGAUAGCAGACCGUUGACAAUGAACAUGAAUGAGCUAGUCCAAUUGGGAAACUUUCCUCCUACAAUGCUCCCACAAUCGUCAUUUGCAACCGCUUCAUCUUAUUACAAGAGUCUGGCCAAGACCGAGAUUCUGCACUUACAAACUCAACAGAAUGAUGCCAUUGACUCUAAAGAAGACUGCUGUUCAAAGUAUAUCGCAAGGAAACUUGUGUGUGGCUUGGCAGAAGAGUCCCGACUCCUUGAUAUCAGUAAUGACACUGGUCCAUUCAAGCUCUUCUGCGACGAUCUUCGUCCGUCCAAUAUCUUGCUCGACGACAAUAUGCAAAUUACUGCUGAAUGGCCACAGGGUAUGCUGGAUUGGAAAGAGAAAUACCAACCCCGGCUUGAAACAUUCCUUCGAGUGCUCAAAGAUCGUGAGGAUAGCGCCGUAGCAAGUGGCAAUUUGGUGGAAGACCAGCGGCUCUCAGGAAAGAUGUGGCAGAGUUGGAUUAAUGGAGACUUUUGGGUCCAUUAUGGCUUACGAAAGAGCUGGGCUUUUGAUGUCGUUUGGCCGAUGAUGGAUGCGAGGUUCUUUGGUGGGGAUACGUCUCUUGAGGACCGUGAUAAACUGUUGUGUCCAAAGAGGUUGGACUUCCUGAGUGCUGAAGACAAGGGGGCAAUGGAGCCUUUUGCUCAGGAAAAGUUGAAGCAGAUGAAGCUGCGAAAGUUGGAUACUUGGGAUGAUAUUUAAAGUGCUUGUCUCUUGCUUGGAGGUAAGACUUGGG
Messenger RNA from Aspergillus ibericus CBS 121593, 1324 nucleotides. Its product is annotated as phosphotransferase enzyme family protein. The transcript has 3 exons. NCBI's taxonomy places the organism in Eukaryota, Fungi, Ascomycota, Eurotiomycetes, Eurotiales, Aspergillaceae. The record is from RefSeq and is a predicted model, not a curated record. The coding region runs from base 1 to 1290 and encodes 429 amino acids.